AUGGAUCGCUUGCGAAGAUCCAAAUCUGCGCGCUCCGUCCGGCGAAGCCACCGCAGCUCCGUCUCCAGCGACACCUCCGAUCCUGUUGUUGCGCGACAACACGCCACGACAGCUGCCUCUCUCGCGAUGUUGCGCUCCAAGUGCUCUUAUGACGCUCUGGGCGGCCCUGAAAGCAUGGCAGUACCCUCCAGGAGACACCGAUAUACUAGAUCACGGCAAAACGCAAGCAAUGUCCCCGUCGACAGCGUACCUUCUCGCCCCUCAGUCACCACGGACUCCAGCACACACGAUGAGGACUACACGUCUGCGACGCUGCCUUCCAUAAGCGAGUUCCAAGGGUUUGACAGCCAAGACUAUUUUUUGCCCUCGUCUUAUAGACGUCUGCGCAAGUCGCGGUCCAUGUUUUCCAUGUUUUCCACUGGACAACGUUGUUCACGCAUGUCUCACGGACUUUCCUCCCCCUUGAACGAUACUACGACUAGUGAGGGCGAUCAAACCUCGCGAAUGACACGCACUUAUGGCACCUUGCGGCGUUCAAUGUCUUUUCUCCGCGGAGAAAAGCCGUCGGCUGGUCCGCUGCGCCAUGUGCAGAGUCAUGACACAGCAAUCGACCUGGCGCGCAAUCAGUUUCAGCAGCAGUCGGCCGACGACUCCCCUCAGACGGAACAGCCGCGGCUGUCUGUUCCUAAGACUCGUCGAGAGCAUAGAGCAUUCAGGAAAACGCUUCGUCCGACCACAUCAGCUGCGGCUGCUGCCGGCACGCCUUCGGCUCCUCAGUCCAGAAGCGUUCACUCUUAUGGAAAAGCGAGAUCUCUCUCUUCGUCCAUCAAGAAAGGAAUCAAGAAGGUCUUGGGUCUUGCAAGACCAUCUGCGGGCGAGGUCGAGGCGCAGGGGAUUUCUUCAUCCUGCCAGAACAAAACACGGACGAGUGCCAACGAACUGAGCACUAGCUGGUUAACGCACAGCCCCCACACCCCACUCACGACUCAUAUAGAAGCCAAUGUACACACGAAGCAGUAUCCAGCAGCCGAGGUUGCCGAAAGCUCAGAAAGCUUGGCUACGAGCCGCUCUCGCGUAACAAGCUGGGCAGACUCGACCGUUGCCAAUACUAUUGUGACCGGCAACAUUGGUGGUCGAAGCCAUUUGUCGGUAAUCGAAGAGAAAGUUCAUUCGGAACAGACCCUUGCAGGGGCUCCGUCCUAUGAAAACAGCCCCAUCUCCCACGGUAGCCCUGUCAAGCCAACCAGCAAGAUUGACAGCCAACGAUUGUAUUCCGCUUUGAUGAGAAGGAUUGUCGAGGGCAAAGCACCGAAUGCAAGCGAAAGCAUUGACAUUGGUCAUGUCAAAGAGCAUCGCAUCGUCCCAACGCCUGCUGCCUCGGUAGCUGUGCGUCAUAAUGGGCAGACCGUUCGUAUGAUUCCGAGUGAUGAAUCCAUCCCAUCAUCCAAGUCCUUCAUCACUGCGAAUGCCGGUACGGUGACUCCGCCGCGGCGGUCACAGUGUCCUACUCAAUGCCUACCAGAGUCCUCCUGUCCUGGCAAGAAUCGGAUGAGCACCUCCUUGAUCUCUGGUAACAAGAGCAUUGCACUCUCAAGGGCCAGCAAACCGCCUAUCGAGAUAGCCACCGGCCACCUAGGCACCCCCGACCAUCAGAGUCCGGACGCAGCUUCCGACUCUCCCAGUGUAUAUUCAUGCUCCACCGGCGGCAAAUCGCUCGAUCCAAGCAACGGCGAGGUUUCCUCCCAACUCCCCGACGAGCCAGGAACGGCUACAAUCUACGACACUCACCGAGCCACCUACAGCUCCCCAAAGUUCUAUCCGGAGAUUCAAACACGUCGAGCAUCGGCCCGGCCAAGCGCGGACUGGAAGCAAUGGAUGCACACGGAGAUUGCGAAGAUUGAGAAUCUCAACCCCAUCCAAUUUCACUAUCGCGAGAAUGCACAAAUCCAAAGCGACGAGGACGAUAUAAUCUGUCAAGCUUCCACUUGCUGGAUCGAGAGAGCUCAAGGAGGUGUUUUCAGCGACGAUGAUAUGUGGUCGGAUCGCAAGAUCACUUCGACUAGCAACUUUUCACGUCCCUUUAGCCGGUCGUCAAGUGUUCAAACAGUAGUAACCACAAAGAAAGACCAGAAUGACGUACCGGUACGCCCGCCGCUGCCCUCCAGACCGAUAUCUCCAAGCUCUACCUACCAUGCGGGCAACUAUGGCCCCUUCCAGAGUCAAAACAAUUCUCGCAAGGAAAGUUUUGCAAUGUCGCCCAUGCAGACAAUUCCAACCAACCGCUUCCGCAUGCCUGAGUCACCCACACCACGAAGAGACAAAUCCGGGGUAUCAUCUCAGAAGAUGGCGAGUGCCACGUACGGCAGACAUCCGGCCAGGUGUCCCCCUGCAGCACGAGAUUCCAAGUCCCUGCAUAAUUGGACGGGUCGAGGAUAUCGCGACCACCGACAGCUGACCAAUGAGAACAUGAAAGUUGAGAGCGACUAUCAUGACAUCAAGGGUCAAGAUACUCCAUCGCCGAAUUCAUGCUCGCCAAUAUCGAGCAAGCGUAUGGUGGAGAUGUUUUUGGAGAGCCGACGACGCCGGGCUGGGGUGGAAGCGACUGAUGGGGGUGCUGUGAGUGCCUUCAUCUAG
Molecule: messenger RNA, 2634 nt
Organism: Aspergillus aculeatus ATCC 16872
Lineage: Eukaryota; Fungi; Ascomycota; Eurotiomycetes; Eurotiales; Aspergillaceae
Exons: 1
Coding region: 1-2634 (877 amino acids)
Source: RefSeq, a predicted model, not a curated record